Messenger RNA from Morone saxatilis (striped sea-bass), 6248 nucleotides. It is a transcript of the gene nr6a1a, whose product is annotated as nuclear receptor subfamily 6, group A, member 1a. Gene Ontology annotation, molecular function: zinc ion binding; DNA-binding transcription factor activity; sequence-specific DNA binding. Bases 135 to 1490 code for a protein of 451 amino acids. Gene Ontology annotation, biological process: regulation of DNA-templated transcription. The record is from RefSeq and is a predicted model, not a curated record. The transcript has 9 exons. NCBI's taxonomy places the organism in Eukaryota, Metazoa, Chordata, Actinopteri, Moronidae.
AAGAGGUUGCUGGGAGAGAGAACAGAGAGAGAGGCAAAGAAAGAAAAGGGAGUCAUGAGGCGACCGGGCCCAGCGGCUUUUCUUUAGCUGAGUCCAGCGUGAAUGGGGUCCAGGCAGACUGGGAGAAGCAUGAAAUGGAUACAUGGGAAGAUGAUCCAGCUGACCAGCGUACUUGCCUUAUCUGUGGAGAUCGCGCCACAGGCCUGCACUAUGGCAUCAUCUCCUGUGAGGGCUGCAAGGGCUUCUUCAAGCGCAGCAUCUGCAACAAGCGCGUGUACCGCUGCAGCCGCGACAAGAACUGCGAGAUGUCGCGCAAGCAGCGCAACCGCUGCCAAUACUGCCGCCUGCUCAAGUGUCUGCAGAUGGGGAUGAACCGCAAAGCAAUCAGGGAGGAUGGCAUGCCAGGAGGAAGGAACAAAAGCAUCGGGCCUGUUCAGAUCACAGAGGAGGAGAUAGAGCGGAUUAUGUCGGGGCAGGAGUUCAAGGAGGACGCCCCGGAGCACACCUGGGGCAACAACGGCGACAGCGACCACAGCUCUCCCAGCAACGGAGCCUCGGAGGGCAACCAGCCGUCACCCGCCUCCACUCUGUCAUCCAAUCGCUCUGUGGAAAUGAACGGCUACACGGCAGCCCUCAGGGACCAGUACAUAAACACCUCCAUGUCCACACACUACCAGCUCCUGCCUCACCUGUUUAGCUACGCUGCCCAGUCUGGCCUGCUGGCCCCCCAGCCCCGCAGCAUCUACCCGCAGUCCCACCCACUGGUGCUGCAGCUGGUGGCUGCUGAAGACCUGGCCCCCCUGGCAACCCCUAUGCUCAUAGAAGAUGGGUACAAAGUGACACAGGUGGAGCUCUUUGCUCUGCUGUGUCGCCUGGCAGACGAGCUGCUCUUCCGCCAGAUCUCCUGGAUCAAGAAGCUGCCGUUCUUCUGUGAGCUUUCCAUAGAGGACUACACCUGCCUGCUCAGCUCCACCUGGCAGGAGCUCAUCCUGCUCUCCUGCCUCACCAUAUACAGUGCCCAGAUCUUCGGAGACCUGGCCAACGUCACCGCAAAGUACACGCCGUCGGACGAUGAGCUGCAGGGCUUCAGCGAGGAUGGCAUGGAGGUGAUGGAGAGGUUGAUAUAUCUGUUUCGCAAGUUUCACCAGUUGAAGAUCAGUAACGAGGAGUACGCCUGUAUGAAAGCCAUCAACUUCCUCAACCAAGAUAUCAGAGGGCUGUCCAACAUCUCCCAGCUCGAGCAGCUGAACAAGCGCUACUGGUAUGUGUGUCAGGACUACACUGAAUACAAGUACCCGCACCAGCCCAAACGCUUCCCUGAGAUCAUGAUGUGUCUCCCAGAGAUCCGCUGCAUUGCAGGGAAGCUGGUGAAUGUCCCUCUGGAGCAGCUCCCCCUCUUGUUCAAAGCAGUCUUGCACUCCUGCAAAUCCAGCCUGACCAGCUACAGGACCGGCCCGUCGCCCUGUGUGACCACCUCUUCCGGAAACUAGCACCCGACCGCACCCACCCCUGAGUCGAGGGACUGGUCUCCCCUCUUGUGAAUGUGACAAGCAGCUAGUUUGUUUUUUUGUAACUUUUUUUCUUUAUAUAUUUAUUACAUGACAGAGCUGAAUGUAUGCUGAUUUACACUGUGCACAUGCUUCUGUACAAAACAAAUGCUCGUAGAUGCAUUGGUCUUUGGAGUUUACAAGUGUGUAUCCAGUUUGCUCAAUGUGUCAGUGUUGCUAUUGUUAGAGCUAGACCUUAAUAGAGUUUAUUUUAUUCAGACGGGGGCGGACAGACACAUGACGAGUGUUUCAAGACUACCUCAGGAAGAUGUUGUUGCUAUUUUUAGGUACCUUUUCUUGCUGUUAAAUGAAGAGUUGCCCAGUCUAAAACCAAAUCCCUGUGGAUGCUUUGGCGCCUCAAUCAGAAACUGAACGUUCAAAGGAGCUGCAUAAAUCAAAGAAAAAAUCAGUGUUUUAUUACACUGAAAAUGCAAAAUUUAAAUAGCAAAAUUGAGCUACGUUAUCUUCAUGGACUCCCACUUAUGGGAGGCGGUCUUGUCAAUUUAACAUUCCAUGAGUUAAGGUGGCAGUUGUUGGAUCUUUGGGAUCUUCAUUGAAAAAGGAGCAUACGGGUAUUUUUUACAAUCAUAGACUGGGGAUGUAAGGCUUUAUUGCAGGGGAAGGGGAGGAUAGCUAGGUUUGCUGUUUUUAGUUUUAUUGUUUUUCUUUUUUGACCAAAGUGUUAUGCAAUGCUUUUUUCAAACACCCAUUGAUGGGUCGGAAGCUGAUAGCUCCGCUAGAAAAAAAAACUGUUUCUUAUCAAUGAAGGAUCAGGAUAAGAAAAUGAAUCAAUCUGUGUCAGAGGGGAGAACCCUCUGCUAGACAGACGAGUAUGUUGCUGGAUUUCAUUCUAAAUGCUGCUAAACGUGCGCACGUUCCUGUGCACACACGUAUUCACAGAGCAGAUGUAUUCCCAGUUUUUGUUUUUCCCUCUGCUUCUCGUCAGAUGGCUCGUUUUUUGGGCUCUGCUGCCUUUAGUGCCAGGAACUUGCAUACGUGCAUUGCUCUCAGCACACCAUCACCUACAUUUAAGGUCCACGGUAUUAGCUAUCUUUGGUUAAAGGGGUAGUCCGUGAAAUCUUGGUUAGUAAUAUAUCUUUAUGGGUCAAAAAAAUAUAAGGAAAUUGCUAGAACCAACAUGGAACAGACAACAACUGUAUCCAAGUCUGGACAAGAGCUGAAUGAACCUGAGUCGAUAAAAAGUUUGCUCAGUGUUUGUGGCCUUCAGUUCAUUUAAAGCUGGUGUGGAGCACUAGCUUCUGUUAGCUUAUCCAGCAAAAUGAAAAGUCCUCUGUGCUCUAAUAACAGUUGAGCAAGCCUCGGUUAGCGCCUCGGUCGACUUUCUCCUUUCCUGUACUUAAAUAUGCUAUGUGCUAGGCUAAUCUAUGUUGAAAAUACAUUUGAAGAUUGUUCAAAGAUAAAAGGGACAUAUAGCUAUUGUUAGCUAAAUGUUAGCCAACUGGCUUGACUGACUAGCUAAUUAGUUUUCUGCUAACAUUAGCUAACUAACUUAAGAUGUGACUGCACAUAUGUCACUUUUAUCUUUUAACCAUAUUCAUAAUUACAAAAUGUGCUCGUCUUUUCAACAUAGAUUAGCCUAGCACAUAGCAUAUCUCAGUAUAGGAAGGAAGUUGACUGAGGUUCCAAAUGGGGUCGGUCCAUUCGAAAGUUCCAUUGGGCAGUUUUAGGUCAGUUUUAGAGGAACUUAGACUGUUUUCAGGUCUUGUCAGGUCCAAUCAAAGUUUUGCACAGACCCAAGACCAGUAACAGUUUAAAUCGGACCUAAUCCAGAUCCACGGGGCACUAGAAAGUGUUGACCUGAGACUUGGUUCAGGUGUAGUCCUCAUGGUUUUACUGGGUAUGGUUGGCCCAAGGACCAAAAAAAGAUUUUUUUUUUUUUUAAUUAACUGGCUGACCCAAAAUUUGCAGAUUAACACUUAAACCUGGCUAGCAGUGGAUUCGUAUGACUGGUCCGGCCCUUGUCUUGAUAAAUCCAGGCUAGGUUUAGAGAAUUUAGGUGACUUACCACCAGCUUACAUACCCUCUGUGACAGAUAUGCACAUUGUUUAAAAAAAAUGCCAUAGGAAAUGGUCUUUAUUUUUGAAGUAUGAGAUCAAACCGCUUGAAGUGUCUUCUUGGAUCCCUCAAGUUUUUAGCCAUUUCACGACGUACGAACAAUUUGAAAUGCAGACAAAAUGCAGUCCUCGCAACGACUCUCUUUUUUGCACACGACGGUGAGGUUCGGAGACCUUGACCUCGGCCACUGCCCACCCAGUGUGUUCCUCUCUCUCUCAGGUCCCUGCCGACCUGGAUCUAAACAGGGUAAAGUGAGUGUUAUGUAUUGCAUUCAGAAGUUCCUCAGUGACCAUGCUGAUGUACUUGUAGUAUUAGUAGACGUAGGUUCCAGGACAUCGUAGGUCCUCUGUAGAAAAGUGUUUUGUUUUUCUUUUCCACUUUAUUUCCCUCAAGGCCCUCCCCAUUCAGUGAAAGUUGAUAUAGUUUGAAGGUGAGACACGCAGGGUGAAUUUUGCUCUUGGCAUUGGUGAUGGACAGAGCGAGAGGCAUCUUCAGAAUGUCAAAGCUUCUCUCUCCUGCUCCCAUCCACCUCUCUGUGUGCAGCCUUAACAGCACCACCAGUUCAAUGCAGUGUUCCUCUUUCCCAAUGUUUCAGUUAGCCUCUUUUCAUCUUUUGAUUUUUAUACAUUUUCAUGUACCUUUGUAGUUAUUGUAAAAGUUUUGGGUUACUGUUGUCUUUUUUUUUUUUUUUCUUUUUCUUUUUGGGAGUGAAGACAACCCCUAUCAUUUUAUAAACUUUGAAUGAAUUGUUGACUUUCUUUUUUUUUUUUGGACAUGAUUUUUAAUAACUCUUUCUCUUGUCCACAGUGGUUUAUGAAAAACAAAAGUAUUACUCAGGCGAUGUCAGCCACGUUUUAUAUGGACAAUACUGACAUAUUGGAGCCUUCUAUGUGUUAUUUGAAUCAUUUUACAAUGCAAAUGUGAUGUUUUGGAGUCAUCUGUGGUUCCAAACUUGAAAGAAAUUACACUCAUUUUCUAGCAGCUACAGUGAGUGUGGAGAACAUCGUGUCUCUCCAUUUCGUGAAACGUGCAUCAUUCAUUACGCAGCCUUCUGAGGUUAAAGGGUAAUUUCACCUAAAAUAAAAAGACGUACUACAUAUGCUCACUUACCUCUAGUGCUGUGUAGCCGUUCACAUAGUUUUGGUUUGAUCCAACCAGGGUUUAAGGUAAUCUAAGCAUAUAAAAUCAUAAUUGUUUUGGGGUUUUUUGUGUCAUUUUUGGUGAACUGACCUUUUAAACUACAUAAUCUCAGGGAUAUCUACUUUUAUGUAACAAAAGUCUGAGUGAUGUGAUGCACCAUUAAAAGAAAAAAAAAAACCCUUAAAUCCUUUACCACUGCUGAGAAACAGCUGAGUUUCAUUGCAGAUUUGUCUAAGCAAAAUAUAUAUAUAUAUCUAAAUGUAUAUACGCAAGGGCUUUUCUCUAGAGCUGCCACUUUGCGCUGUUUAACAGUCCCACCUUUCUGAACAUGAACUGUCUUCUAACUGCAGCCGAAGCAGAAGAAAAGUUCAGGGUGGCCGACAACAAAGUCACUUCCUCUCAGAGUAACUCCAGGAAAGCACAGAACAUCACAGACGGCUGAGAUCUGACAGUGUGAAAGGAUCUGACGGGGAUUUUUUCCUUUAAUGUUGCAGUGAACGAUAUGAAUACCGGCCUCUGCUCAUUGGCUCUGAAUCAAACCCUCCCCUCGGCUACCUUACUGCCACCGUUCUGACUUAUCAUCACACGUGCUGAAGAAAGUGUUCUUUUUAUUUCCCGUAUUUGUACUUUUGUUGCAGACAAGGGAUAUGUCAUUUGCGAUUUCUGUACUGAAACUACCUCUUUAUUUGUCAUCAUGUUGCUUACUUUCAAAUAGUUGAUUUUUUUUGUCUUAUUUAUUGGUUUCAUUGCACCAAUGUCCUGUUAUUUUGUGUCUCUUAUUUCACUCAGUGACCUCUCAGAUUUAUGAUACCUGUUUUCUUCCUCUUCUUUUUAAAAAAAAAAACAAAAACUUGUUGCCUCAAAAUCCUCUCUACCUCAGGCUCGCCUGCUGUCGGCCGCUUUAUUCUCUCUGACCUCUGGCUGUGAAGCAUGUUACACAUUAGACACUCUUAAUCUUUCAGGGAUCCUCUUCCUUCUUUUCUCAGUUUCACGUUUGAUUAGUGUCAUCUUUCAUUUCACUUCUAUCCUGUUAUCGUGAAUCCAAUACCAAAGAUGAAAGAAUGUCAAUAUGACAAUGUCAGCGUGCUGAUUAGUGUUCACGUGAUGCGUUCUUGCUGCAGUUAACCAGUGCUUUAUUUUCCUGUGUUGACCUUUUUGGAAUACAUCUUGUUAUCUUGUGAAUGGCUGCUUGCUGUGUACACUAUACUCGCCGCAUCAUGAUAUGCCAGUGUGUUAUGUUUUGUUUUUUUCAUUGUGUUCUGUGGUUGUUCAUUGGUGAGGCAGUUCAAGGUAACACGGAGUGCUAACAAUGGGGCUGCUAUCAUAUCUGACUCUGUCAAUGUAGCUCGCAAUCGAUUAUAAAUCGGCGAACAUAACCGUGGUCAAACUGACAUCUUGUGUUUACACAUUCUCUUUCACUUGUGUGACCCUGACGCUGUGGCACGCGACCACAGACAGCAGCAGACAGACAGGUACAGACAGACA